This is a messenger RNA of Solea senegalensis (Senegalese sole), 11823 nucleotides long. RefSeq names its product rho guanine nucleotide exchange factor 17-like. Lineage: Eukaryota; Metazoa; Chordata; Actinopteri; Pleuronectiformes; Soleidae. The transcript is spliced from 24 exons. Gene Ontology annotation, molecular function: protein binding; guanyl-nucleotide exchange factor activity. Bases 479 to 8614 code for a protein of 2711 amino acids. Gene Ontology annotation, biological process: actin cytoskeleton organization. The record is from RefSeq and is a predicted model, not a curated record.
AAAAAACAACAAGUUACGGAAAAACCAAAUCAUGUCAAAAUAAGGAAUCCACAAACAGAUUUGGGGGAAAUAAUUGUGAGGAGAGGCCCGUGCAUUCACAUCCACCCGUGUGUGCUCUUGCUUUGGGCAGAGGUUUAGAAAACGCAUGGACAGCAGUAGAAAAGUUAUCUUUGUGAACAGGUUGGGAAACUUUUGGUCAAAAGGAAAAAAAAAAACUUGGGCUUUUCCUCGUUGCACGGAUGUGGUUUCGGGAUCCGACAACAUGUAAGUUCUGAUAACAGAGGCGAACUCGCCUACUUUCUAUGUGAACACCAGUUUAACCCGCUUUAACUUUGGCAACUUUUGUUUUCUUUGAGUAUUGUUUUGGUUUUCACGGAGGGAGUUGGAACACGGCGCGUGAAGGUGCAGGGAUUUACAAACAUCCGUGGACUUAAAAAUGUGUGCUUGUGAUCUCUAACAGAAAAAAAGGGCAUGAACAAUGGCUGGAAGAGAGAGGAACAAAACGCCUGUGUACCGCAGCGUCUCUUUCAAAAAGUUGGGCUCCUGGAGCGCCAACACUAGUGACGACCAGCAACACAAAUCAGAGGAUUUGGAGGCAGCUGGCGUCGUCGCCCUUCCCCCGGAGCACAGCAAAGCAGAACAGUCUUUGGCGGCGCAUACUGUCAGUGUGUCAAGAAAGGUUUCCAAAAUCUCUGCCACCACCGCCGCCGCCGCCAGCCUCCCAACCGCAGAGUCAAAGAGCGUCUCCACUCCUCUCUCCUCCAUUUCUCCAUCCAUCCGCCAGCUUACAGAGAAGUUCAGCAGCAGCAGCAGUGGCUCCGUCAGAACGCACGGAGCGUCACCGGGAGACUUUGCAGCAGUGACGCGGGAGUUCAACACUCUUCCCCGGGCCAGGAGCUCCAGGCGAGACGGCUCACUGUCUCGUAAGUCUUUUCACGAGGACAGCAGUGGUGCAUAUUUACAGGACAGUGAUACAACAGCAGCAACAAAAACACCACCAGAGUCUCUCGCCGGCAACAGAGUGCAAAAGUUUUACUCCAGCACUGACUCUGUGUCAGGAUCAGACUCGGAAAAGAAAAACGACAAAAGGAUUGUUGUACGUGUAUCAACCAACAGCAGCAGGAGCAGCAGCAGGAGCCCUGGUAAGAGAGAUUAUAAACAUAUCGAUGCACGUCCCCCUGAUGCCAGAAAACCUUUGAUCACAGAUGUGGAAGAGGAUGUUGGCAGCAGAGGGGUUCUUCCACCCUCUAAGUCUCACAGAAGUUAUCUUCACAGUGACUUUAUUCCCCUGCAUUCUGACAAGUGGCCCAGUGUCACCAAGAUUAGAAAACUUUUUGAUGAGAGACAAAGCAGAGCUGCACAGGAACACAAGGCGGACACUUGUGAGAAUUUAAAAGCAAUACAAGAGCUCGGCCCCAGUGAGUGUGUUCCCUAUUUGGAUAGAGGUGACAAACUCUCUCGUUGUAGCCCUGCUAAUGACGCAAGGAACGUUUCUUUCCAUAAUAGAUGCCAAGCAGAAACACAGAGCAGAGAAAGCACAACUAAGGAGACAUGUUGUUGUAUGGACUUGAAUUCCAAAGCUGGUCAACAGCAAUACUUGGUUGAUGAUGAGGUACUCAUAGAGACACAAAGUUCUCAUAACAACAAAGUUUCUGGUAGAAAGACUUUUCACGGCAGCAAAAGUAGAUGUCAUAGUUGCACUAGGGGUUGUCACCAGAAUAGAUCUUAUAGUCCCAGCACUGAGACAGAGGCAGGCUGUAAGACCCCCGCGACGCCAGGGUUGACAUCUGACUCCAACCCUGACCUUCAACCCCCUGCUACUUCGUCUUGGAGUCGAUCAUUGAGCACAGACCACUCCUGCCGCUCCUCCUCUCCUCAGCAGCCGACAGUGAGGGAGAGAAGGGAUAGACAGGGGGCCGGGCUGCCCAGGGAUAGUUUACAUUCCUCACAUAGCUCCUCUAGAGCACCAGCCCCCACCUCCUCCUCCCCCCCUCCUGCUCAAGCUCCAGAUAAAGCCAUUACCUCCUCCUGUACUGUAUCUCUCCCCGCUGAGCUAAGAGCCCCACCAAGAGUCGCCUCUCCUCUCAGCUCCCACUGGAGAUUUAGUUCUGGAGACGAAGAGGAGGAACACAAUAGGAGAAGAAAAGGAGGUGGUUCGAGUGGUCCCUCUGGCUCUGCACUACCUCUCUCUUACAGAGGAGAAAAGUGUGUCACAGAGCGAUGUGGCAGCUAUUUAUCCCACAACAAAAAUGGCUGGUGGGGUGCUAAGGGCAUUGGCAGGUCUUCUGGCAGUGAGGAGGACAGCCCUGGUUCUUUAGGCCCCCACAGUAGAGAGGCGGUGCGACGACGCUCGCUGAGAAAGAAGAAGAAGGUCAUUGGAGCUGUUCAGGCAACAGGCCGUGAUGAUUAUGGUGAUCAUGAUGGCGAAUCAGAAGACAGCGACAGUGACAUGGCCUUGACAAUGGAGCACUUAGAGAGGCCUCACCCACCAAACACAGGAGGAGAAUUUGCACGUGCAUUAUCUCGGAGCCAUUCAGCAAGAGAGCCUAUUGGUCGAAGUAACAGAGCCAGGGUGCAGCAAUGGGAGCGCAUCUCCUCAUCUGCGACAUCCACGGCCCUGCCUGGUGUAUCACGAGUAUCAAAGGUCAACAUCCCUCCAUUUGUGUGCAGUCCUGGUGGUUCACGUUGCAGCAGCCGGUACUCCAGCACUGAAACACUGAAGGAGGAGAGCCAUGGACGCUGCACUAACCAUGACACAAAUGUGAUUAAUACAAGUGAAGUAGGAGGCAGCACAAGCAGACCUGCAUCAUUGUCCAUGCUUAGUAAAACUUACCAUGGAAAUUUCACCAUGUACCGUUCCCCAAGCUUUGGUCAUGGAGAUAACUUCUCCCGCACCCCUGCACGAGUGCACUCCAAAUUUGUCCCUGUGGUAACGCCCUCGUCUAGUGUAGUUCCCACAGAAUGUGCUUUGUCAUCAGGGGUAAGUGAUAGUGAAACCAAGGCAGUAAAGAAGACAACAGGUGAUGGGGUAGAUGAUAAUAAAAACCGAAUAUCCAUGUCCAACCCUGAUAUCACCUCAGAAACCAUGACACUCUUAAGCUUCUUAAAGUCUGACCUUUCUGAGCUCAAGGUCAGGAAACCAAGUGCAGGGGACAAAUCUGGGGUUGUGGAGCGAUCAUCUGUAUUUAGGAUAGGCUCACGCUCUCAUGGUGGGACCCUUCUUUCUUCUGGUCAUCGUCCAACACUGAAAGACCUGACUGCGACCCUACGGCGUGCAAAAUCCUUCACAUAUUCAGACAAACCCACCACAGCUGAGAGACGUUACUUGAUAGGUGACACUACAAAGAGGAGCUCCUCUGAGCAGCAGCUAGAUAUGGAUGUUGAGAGGGACGGAGGCAGGAUGUUGGUGUCAGACAGGGAAGUAGAAAGUGAUGGGGGGGAUUUUGGGAGUGGUAGAAGACAAAGAAUGAGAGAUUAUGGAUUUGAUGUUGAUGAUGAUGAAGUGAUGCCGACUCCAUUGCAGGAGAAGUACGCGCAGGAAGCCAGGCAAGUUAUCCGAGAUAUUUGUCAGAUGAGUACAAGGGAAGAAGAUGAUGAUGUAUUUGAAAGGAGAACUAAUAAUAACUUGGAAGAUGAAUUUUUCCAGGUCCAGAAAACAAGUGAGGUGAAGGAAAAAGCAGAAUGGAAGGUUCACAAUCAGACUAGGACAGAUGAGACCGAGUUGAAAAACACAAAAGACAGUGAUAAAUAUGAGAGGGAGAGGGAGAACUGGGAGAGGGGUGAAAGGGGUGGAAAGAGUAUACAGUUCGAGAAGCUAAACAGCAGAGGCACAGAGAACAGGGAGAAGGCAAACAGACAGAGCAGAGAGACAGGAGCUUUGCUGAAGGGCGACUCAGAGGAAAGCAUGUUUUGCGACCGCUCUCUGGACGAACUUUCAGGUCAUGAAUCUAGUUUAACAGAUGAAGGGAUUGUGACAGAGCCAGAGGUAGGUCCAGGUGACCCCUCUGAGAGGUCAUUACUUGGGUCAGCAGGGAUUAAUCUGGGGUCUCGAAUGUCUAGGGAUGUGCUAGGGCAGCCAGUCACCAUAUGGAAGCAGUCGGCUCUCCAUGAGGUGGAAGGAUUUAAACAGAAGGCAGAAGAAACAUCAGGAAACAGUGUGUCUCCCUCCUUGCCUCUUUCUGCACACUUGGCUGAGAGUGACCACAUCAUCAUGGACAUGGACUCUACUGCUAGUGUCAGCAAUGUCAACUCUACCAGUGAGGAGAUUAACAAUGCAAUGUUGCAGGGGUCAGCAGCCGCCCUAGGAGGAAGAGGAGGACUUGAAACUCCUGCAACCCCAAGUGCUGUUCGUCGAAGGCGCAAGUUCUCCCCCUCAGGCUCCGAUUGCAGUAAUGUCAGUAAUGCAGAGUCAACAAUGCUAGCUGUUGGAAAUGGGGAGUCCACAGUCUACCGUUCUCUCAGUGACCCCAUGCCUCAGCGGUGUUGUUCUGUAGCGGAAGAAGGCAAUAACACAUUUUCCUCUGUAGACAGCAACCUUUUAGGAUCCCUGUCUGUCAAAGGAGGAGGUGGAGGCCUGUCAGAGGUCUCUGAUGUGGCCAUGGUGUCAGAAUACAAGGGCAGUGUGGCCAGUGACUUGUCAGUUUAUAGUGAUGGUGGACUCCGGGAUGAUGGCGUUCGUGACUACAGUGGAGUAAUUAGGAGCAUUGUAGCUGAACCAGGUGCAAUGGACAGAUUAAUGGCAGAUGACCAUGGCAAUGGGAAAGCUCCUAAGAAGAAGUCACUCAGUGACCCUAGUCGUCGGAGUGAUGCCAAUUUACUUUCCCACAGUGACCCACAGUUUAAAGGACAGUGCAGCAGCGCUCAACCAAUCAGUGAGCUUGACCCACCUGGCCAGAUCCCCCCUUCUAGUAGUGAGCCAAUCCUGAGUGAGCAGAGAGGGCAGCUGUGGGAGCCAGAAGCUAAACAUGAACAUGUAUCGCCAACAGAGCAGCAUCACCAUGCAGUCAAGAAGGCUCGAUCUCAGUCAGAGAGCCUCCCCCUCUCUGAUCACCAUGAUGAUGAAGAUGAUUACGUUGUACUCCAAGGAGAGGAGAAGGAUGAUGAGGUGAGGAAGUUUAACUUUGACCUCCAUCUUGCCGAGGCUCUGUCUCCAAGAAUGAUUCGCCGGCCCUUCAGGAAGCGUCCUAACAGACUGGCUCACUUUUUCCCUCAUGAGGACCCAUUCGAGCCUUCAGAGCAGAGUUUAGAGGGGCAGGAGUAUCAAACUGACCUCACUCCUCCCCUUCCCCAGCUGCGGUCUAAAUCCAAAACCAGACCCAAGCAUGUCCGCAAUACCAGCGAACCUGCAACUUUUAUCCCCAUCUCCCCACCUCCACAGCUCCAGUCAAUUACUGCAGAGCCUCCAACCUUAAGUAAGCCUUCAGGAGGUGAGGCUCCAUCUUUGGAAGAUGUAACUCAGAAGUACAUUCUUGAACUAAGCACCACUGAGAGAGACACUGAAGGCCCAGGGCCUCUUCCAGUGCCGAGAGAUGGAGCUGAAAUUUCGGUGUCGGCUUCAGAGGGGCCUAGUGAGACCAGCGCACAGGAAAUUACUGAAGUCGGGGCACAGAAGAAAGGCACAGAGGACGCUGCAUCUAUACCUGCACCGCAGAGACCCAAGCCCAGAGUGGACAUGAGGAAACAUGUCAUGAUGACCCUCCUGGACACAGAGCAGUCGUAUGUGGAGUCGCUACGCACUCUCAUUCAGGGCUACCUGCGUCCCCUCAAACAGCCAGACAGCGUCUCCAUAGUUGACCCUCUCCUGGUGGACGAGAUGUUUUAUCAGAUCCCAGAGAUCCUGGAGCACCACGAGCAUUUCCUGGAGCAGGUCGCCAGCUGCGUCAGCCAGUGGCACGACAGGCAGACUGUUGGACACCUUCUCAUCCAAUCAUUCUCCAGAGAGACUGUAGCUAAUAUGUAUUCAGCCUACAUAGACAACUUUCUCAAUGCCAAAGACGCAGUGAGGAUCGCCAAAGAGGCCAAGCCAGCGUUUCACAAGUUUCUGGAGCAAAACAUGCGUGAGAACAAGGAGAAGCAGGCUCUGGGUGAUCUGAUGAUUAAGCCUGUGCAAAGGAUUCCUCGCUACGAGCUGCUGGUGAAGGACCUGCUGAAGCACACUGCAGAGGACCACCCCGACCACCAGUUUCUUCUGGACGCCCAGAGGGACAUCAAGCGCUUGGCCGAGAAGAUCAACAAGGGACGUCGCUCCGCUGAGGAGGCAGAGAGGGAGGCGCGGGUCAUUCAGGAGAUCGAGGCGCACAUCGAGGGAGUUGAACAUAUUCUGAACCCACAGAGGAAGUUCUUGAGACAGGAAAUGGUCAUGGAGGCGAAGACAGUGGGUGGGAAGAAAGACCGUUCCCUCUUCCUCUUCAGUGAUCUGAUCAUCUGCACCACCCUGAAGAGGAAGUCUGGCUCAUUAAGACGCAGCUCCAUGAGCUUAUACUCUGCUGCGAGUGUGAUUGACACGUCUAGUAAAUACAAGUUCCUAUGGAAACUUCCUCUGGAGGACGUGGAAGUAGUGAAAAGCUCCACGCAGGCGACAAACAAGGAGAACAUCCAGAAGAUGAUCAGUCGAUUGGAUGAGGAUCUCAACACGGUGGGUCAGAUCAGCAAACUGUCCGAGACCCUGAGCUUCCCACACCAGUCCCUUGACGAGGCCAUAAAGGACCUGAUGGCGUCCGUGCACAGGGAGCUCUCGGAGAAACAGUCUGUGGCCUUCAGUAUGACUUUCCUGCCCACAAAGCUGGAGUUUAUGACAGCUUCUGCUGAGAGCACCUUUGUCUUUGAGUUUAACUCUCCUGACACGCGCUCCAACUUCGAACAGGCUUUUGAGGACGCCAAGAAGAAGUUAGCAAUGAAUAAGGACCAGUGGGACCCAGAGUUCCUGAAGGCAAUUCCUAUAAUGAAGACACGUAGUGGAAUGCAGUUUUCCUGUGCCUCUCCCAGCCACAGCUGUCCGGACAGCGGAUGUGAAGUGUGGGUGUGUAACAGUGAUGGCUACGUAGGACAGGUGUGUCUGUUGAAUAUCAAAGAUGAGCCCACAGUGGAGGCCUGCAUCGCCGUUUGCUCGGCGAGGAUCAUUUGCAUUGCUGCUGUACCGGGGCUCAAGGGAAGAGAGCGUGGAUCAGAGCCCACUGUCGUCUCUCCCUCCAGAGCACCUGGUCAGCAGCUCCACAUAUCUAUCUCUCAUUCUUCUCUGCAGAUGACGGAGCAACCUACUGGACCGGGAGCAGAGCUUGUUCCCUUUGACAGCGAUGACACGGAUGACGAGGAUUCACCCAGUCCUUCUUCCACUCUGCAGAGUCAGGCCAGUCAUUCCACCAUCUCGUCAAGCUACGGCAAUGAUGAGGGUCCAGGCUCCAAAGACAUGGCUACAGAAACCACCAGCAGUGAAGAGGAGCAGGAAUUCCCGGUGGCAAGCUCCUACGUAGCGCCGGGGAUGUUAGGGGUCGGCGGAGGAAGCCGUGCCCAGGCGGAGAGCCCCAUGGACGGUCGCGCCAUGCGCCGAUCUUCCCGGGGCUCUUUCACCAGGGCGAGCCUGGAGGAUCUGCUCAGCAUCGACCCUGAGGCCUAUCAGAGCUCAGUGUGGCUGGGCACGGAGGACGGAUGCAUCCACGUGUACCAGUCCUCGGACAACAUCCGCAAUCGUAAAAACAGCAUGAAAAUGCAACACUCGGCUUCCAUCCUCUGUAUACUGUAUUUGGACAACAAAGUAUUUGUGUCAUUAGCUAAUGGAGAGGUGAUCGUCUAUCAGAGAGAGGCAGGUAGUUUCUGGGACGCUCAGUCUUCUCAGACAUUAGUUUUGGGCACAUCCACUAAUCCUGUCACCAAAAUGGUUCCUGUGGGAGGGAAGCUUUGGUGUGGCUCACAGAAUAGAGUGCUCAUCAUCAACACCACUACCCUGGUACAAGAGCACUGGUUCCAGGUUGGCACUGACAGCAAUCGCUGUGUGACGUGUAUGGUGGCGUACGGUCAGGGCGUGUGGCUGGCACUGCAGGGCAGCGCGCAUGUCAAACUGUACCACGCUCAGACCUGGGAGAGCCUGACAGAAGUGGACGUGGCACCCGCCGUGCACAAGAUGCUCGCAGGUGCUGAUGCGAUCAUCCGACAGCACAAAGCCGCCUGUCUGAGAAUCACAGCGUUGCUGGCCUGCAAGGAUCUGCUGUGGAUUGGCACAAGUGCAGGCGUAGUCCUUACACUGGCGAUCCCAGCGGUGAGCUCAGGAAUUGGGGCAGGGUCUCUGAAAACUCCCCUGGUGCCGAUGGGCUCGGCUCACGGACACACGGGCCAUGUUCGCUUUCUGACAUCAAUUGAAAUACCAGAAGGUUUUGACAUGAACUUCCCUCCUCCAACAAAUGACUCUUCAGGCAACCAGUCCCAGAGUGCAAGCACAAUCGAUGGGAACCUCCAAAGGCGUGACUCGGCACAUCGCAGGGCCUCUGCCCUCAUCCCUUCAAAAACAAACCUUCUAGUCAUUUCUGGUGGCGAUGGCUACGAGGACUUCAGACUGACCAACAGCAGUGAGACAGUUGGACGGGAUGACAGCACCAACCACCUUUUGCUUUGGAGGGUGUGAGACAGUCAUACCCAGUUCCCUGCCUCUCGCUGAAGAUGGCGCACAAGCUCCUGUCCUCUCCUCUCCCUGUGAUUGUUGAUGUGUUGGUCUUCUGCUCGGUCCACCAGUCUCUAUGUGCAUAAUGUGACUGUCAACUCUCCUCUUUGACUGACAAGUGAAUAUGGUCACCUCGGACUCCCGUUUUCUCGUGUCAUUUCCCGUGUCAUGUUUCCGAUGGUGUGUGUGUGUGUGUGUGUGUGUGUGCGUAUUUCGGGCGGCUGUGAGUAUCGUACAGAGAGACACGGAGGAGACAGAGGAGAGAAAAAAUUUCCACGAGUAGAAUAAGAGGUGACAGUGAGGACUUCCACAGGAAUACGUCUCAAUAAAUGCAGACAUGAGUGAAGGAUUGCUAUUUUUUUUUCUGUUUGGACGUACAGUGAGAGUUCAAAUAUAGUAGGCAGGUUCUGUCAAUGUCUGUGAGCAUCUAAAUGACUAAAUGAUGGCGUAUUUCACUCCCUGCAUGUGACAAAGCCAGAUCUGAGAUCUGAAUCUCUAACUCUACAGCCAUUGCUUAUAGAGAUGAGACUAAACCCAAAUCAUCUUUUCUCUUGUAGAGGGAGAGCAUCGUUUAAGUGCAAUAUCUAUGGCGUAUCUUAUGUAAUCACAUGCAUAAAGUCACAUUAAUGCACAGCCUUCACUCACUCGAUCCCAUUUGUGAAAAACGUUGACAUGUUUUUCCCCGCAGACGACGACAGCGUCUCUAUUUUUUCCCUAUUUAACUCGUGCAGCCAGUUUAAGUUGACGUGAAUGUAGAUCCCACUACUUGUAGGAAAACAAAGCAAGUGCAUUGCAUUUAUUCUGCCCUAACAUGACUGUGUGAGGCCUUUUAUGUGUUAAGGCUUUGACACCUUUUGCCAUGAUAUUUCAUUUUAUUGAUGAUUCUGUCCGCGACUCUCAUGUGGAGGAUAAAGCGGUUGUCGAUGGAUGGAUGGAUGAUGAUUCUGUUCGGAGGGAAUUUGGAGCUGGCUCUGCUGAUUCUUACAGCAGAGAUGACGCGAGGCUGUGGUAGCAGAUAAAGAUAGUUAUGUACAGUAUUUAUGUUUUUUGUUUUUUUUUAUUUUACCGCCUUCUUUUACAGCACUUAAUUUAUAGAAGAUGUAGCUUUUCACUUUUUCUUGAUGAGUAGAAGAACACAGGCUUUGGCCUGAGCUGUGGCAGACAGACACGCAUGCACGCUAGGGGUGAACCAAGAUAGUCUCCUGCUUUUGUAUGAUGCACAAAUCGGGACUCUCAAGUGACCGGCUAAGAAAAUAGAGGAAAUUCUUUGUCACGACAAAACGUGCUUGACUGCAAAUCAGUCCAGCUUUCAAAAUUGUUUUCAAAAUGGUAUCUGACUGCAGAUGUAGGGCGGACUGAGAGUGGGUCUGGAGAACAAACGCCGAGCACCUGCACGUGCCUCGCGCGGUUAACGCUAAGCCAUGUUACAGAGACACACACACACACACGCAGUGAAAGGUCAGACACAAACGUGAAAACACACAAACGCACAAACUGGCCUUGAGCUUUGGGGUUAAGCAGUGAUUGCCACUGAUCCCACCGAGCUUAGAAAACCUCACUCAGCCAUCUGGGCACUUUACCUGGGCUUUCACACUUCAAACACGUCCACAUCUCCUCAGUGAGAGGGGCUCAAGAGUUAAGAGGAUUGGCUGGCCAUUGUGAUAGCUGCUAACUUGUGGGCUCUUUGUAAGUGCAAGGGCGAACGGCUUUGUCACUGUGCGUGCUCCACAAGUGCUUCAGUUAUUCCGGUAAAAAUGACAAAAAUGUUUUUGUUUUUUGCCCAUAACUGAAUAACCUGCAUACAAAGCUGGAGGAGAGUUUGAUAAAUAUAAAUACCACUCACAAGUUUUACUGCAAUGAUAUAGUGAUUUAGCGAAGCGUAACUAGGCUGGAAAUGUGGUGAAACUGCUGACCACCGCGUCUUUUUAAAGAUAUAAUUUAGGUGAUGUUGUUUCUUCAGUAACCUAACCCAAAUUUGAAACCAUCGCGUUGAAGUUGGAGGUUUGUGCCAAUCGUUGAUAUUUCUUGGCAGACUCCACAGACCCCGUUUCCUGUCUGUACGCUCCGCUAAUCAAAGAGUAUCCUGGUGGAGGUCUCGGGGUAUGUAUCCCCAUGCAGAAAACUAAUUACAACCUGAAUGGUCCAACGAUAUCAUGUACGGUAGCAGUGUCAUUUUCAUUUUGCAUUCUGAAAAGUUCAUGUUUGUGUUCCUUGUGCCAAGUUUACCCAUGACGAUGCUGUAUAUCCUGUCUAUGCUGUCUGUAGAGCAAGUCUGCGCCGAAUGGAGUCAGUUUCUAUGAAAAGUGGAGAAUUAGUGUUAGUAGCAGCAGAAACAUGUAACUGUAGUUUCUCGAAGGAGUCGGAAGACCCAGGCCAAUGACCCCGCUCGUGGUUUUCCCAAAACGUGCUGCCGUAGUUGAAGUCUUUAAUUUUUCUUUAAAAAAAACCUGCCUUAAUAAUGAUAAUAAAACACUUUCACAUUUCCUGAGUAUGAUCACCUCAGUAUGAGUGAGCGAUCUUAUUUCCUGCAGUGCAUAGUAGGUUUUUGACACCCGAUUGUGAUUCAAAAAUAACCUCGUGCAAACGCGCGUGUGAUCUUAAAUAUGAAGUAAAACUAAUUUGACGAGUAAGGGAAUGAAGCAUGUCGUGUGCCAAGAGACAGUCUCACUUUAUUUUCACCAUCACAAUAAACACACCCUAUCAUCACUGAUUUAACUCCCAGAAACCUAUAAGUAACCUCCUAAUGCCCUUAUGUGAACGGUCUUUAUUGUUGUAAAUAUUGGUAUAUAUUGCCUUUUUUUAUGUAAAUAAUGCACCCAUGAUCCUCAAUUGUUCAUAUGAAUCUAAUGGCAUAUUUUUUAUAUAUUUGUGUACGGUUUGUUUUUGUUUCUUCUCCCCAACCUCCUCUCUCUCUCUCUCUCUCUCUCUGGCAUGCACUGUCACGUCAGUCACGUUUAAAUUAUAAAUGUCGUCUUUUCCAGAAGCAGCCACAGAGAGCUGCUGAUGUGACCAGGCCCGGCUGAAACGAUGCGAGUUGUCAAAACUCUGUAUAUUUCUGCUUGAUAUCAUGCAGUUGUCAUGGUUACGGUUAUAUCUUGAGUUCCUACCUGUAUGUAGCUGUUUCCUUGUUUUGUCACUGUGGGUUUCUCUUGUAAUUAAAUCAGUUCACGGGU